UCUAAAUAUAAUAAUCUGAUCUCGUCUUCCCUGAAAAUUCUCUUCCGGGUCCCGGGACAUUGCAGCAAAGAUCGACUUUGGCGCCCAACAGCUUUCGAUGAUAUUUCCUGCAGCCUGGCCCUGUUCAUCGCUCUGCCCAACGUGGAUGCGCUCGAUCCCCAGCCUCCUUGUUCCGCAUCACUUUUAUGCCUUAAAACCCUGUUGGGACGCUUGCGAUCGGACCUUUUGCGCUGA
Penicillium mononematosum is the source of this 234-nucleotide messenger RNA. RefSeq lists its product as uncharacterized. The transcript has 2 exons. Lineage: Eukaryota; Fungi; Ascomycota; Eurotiomycetes; Eurotiales; Aspergillaceae. The annotation marks the transcript as partial. The record is from RefSeq and is a predicted model, not a curated record.